CGUAUUCACGUCACACGUGGCGUCAGUGAUCCUUUUCUUGCUUGAGCUGAGAAACGGUCGUCUGUUUCAAAGACUAUCCUAGCUGCAGUAUUCUGCUCAUCAUGGAAUCUGAGCCUGAGUUAAAAACUAUUGAUGAGUCUUUGGAGAAACUGUCUGUUGAAACUGUGAAAGUGCAAGAUGAGCUAAAGGAAGGAGAGGCUGAAGCUUCAUUGAAGAAGAGCAGUUUAGCAGCAACCAAACGGCAAAAUCAGAAACUUAAGAAUGAGUUACAUCAUUUGGAAAGUCAGAAAACCAAAGCCAAUAAUGACUUACAAACAUCAGAGGAAGAUAUUGUUUGCUUCAGGCAUAGACUUGAAAUCCUUACCACAUCUUUGACAACCUUUCAGAUAGAGAAAAGUUUUCUUAAAAACUAUUCAAUAAAUCAAGAAAAUAUCAAAGAAACUGUGUUGCAAAGAAUGAAAGACUGGAAAUUAUCAAUAGACAAUGAAUACGGGAUUACUUCUGAGGAAAAAACACUCAAAGAUGCUCAGCAGAAAGUUAUAUCACUAAGACACAAUUGUGAUGCCCUUCUCAGUGUUCCAGAGAAAGUAUCUUCUCUUCAAAAAAGUUUAGAUGAGUGCAUGAAGAAUAAAAGUUUUCUGAAGAAGGAGGUGGAGAUGCUGCAGGAACACUUGAUGAAGGAGCAGCUGCAGUUGAACCACAUCAGACAAGAAGUGCAUGUGUAUGAACAGCGUAACCAAAACCAUGCUUCUAGUUUAAGAAGGGAAAUUGAUGAGGUGUCAGCCCACAAUGCCUGGUUAAGUCUGGAACUAAGUCAGAUAGAGACAAAGGUCACACACCUCAGAGACCAAACAGAACCAUGAUAACACAUUUUUUGACAAACGCAACGAAGGCAGUAACGAGCUUGUGUGUGACGACAAGCGGCGACAAAAGUUGAGUCUUAAAGAAAGUUGAUGUUAAAGUGCUAGUGUGAUGCCGCCUAUACUGUUGUGUGUACAUCCCACCAUCCCUUGUACUGCUUAUGUACCUUUAUUUGUUCCAGAUUAUACAUUUGAUGUGCUUCUA
Messenger RNA from Portunus trituberculatus (swimming crab), 1065 nucleotides. RefSeq lists its product as uncharacterized. The record is from RefSeq and is a predicted model, not a curated record. The coding region runs from base 102 to 863 and encodes 253 amino acids. NCBI's taxonomy places the organism in Eukaryota, Metazoa, Arthropoda, Malacostraca, Decapoda, Portunidae. The transcript has 5 exons.